This is a messenger RNA of Phialemonium atrogriseum, 1423 nucleotides long. RefSeq names its product major facilitator superfamily. Gene Ontology annotation, molecular function: transmembrane transporter activity. The record is from RefSeq and is a predicted model, not a curated record. NCBI's taxonomy places the organism in Eukaryota, Fungi, Ascomycota, Sordariomycetes, Cephalothecales, Cephalothecaceae. Gene Ontology annotation, biological process: transmembrane transport. Bases 188 to 1423 code for a protein of 411 amino acids. Gene Ontology annotation, cellular component: plasma membrane. The transcript has 7 exons.
CGCUGUUCAGCGGCUUUAGACUCAGAUUCUGGUCCGGAUAUCCAUUAAAAAUUAUCUGCCGUAUAUUAGAUCCGCGCCGUCAGGGAACAAUGCCCAUAAUCCAUGUUGAGAGGAUAUAUUCUAGCCAUUCCUCUCAAACCAGAGGACUUUAACGUCCUGCGUAGACGGGCUGGAAAACUCAACAGCCAUGGCGCCGCGCGACUUCGAGCACGGAUCUCCCGAGAAUGCCGCAACGGGACAGCCGGCGCAAUUUUUGCUAUCCCGGCUCCGAUGCCGAAACCAAAACCGGAACGCGGGCUUCACCCACCCGCUCAUCGACCUCAAGUCUAGCCCCCGGGCCCUCGUCAGCUUCGACGGUCCUGGUGACCCCUAUCGGCCGCUGAAUUGGUCCUUCAAGAAGAAGGCCAUGACCACCGUGCUUUAUGGAGCAAUUACGAUGGGUAAGUUCUCGCCCGCGAUUCCGCAGGUCGGUAAGCAGUUCCACAUUGGAAACGAAGUCGGCACCCUAGGCAUAUCGCUAUUCUUGUUCGGUGUUGGAUUAGUGUACGGGCGCAAAAUGACUGUCCUAGCGCCGUAUUUCUUGUCGACAGUAUUCUCAUUCGCCACAGCUGUUUCCAAGGAUGUUCAGACCAUCAUGAUCACGCGGUUCUUCUCGGGCUUCUUCGGGUCUGCGCCCAUCACCAACGUUGGCGGUGCCGCCAUUAUUGUCUAUGCUCUCACACUUGUUAUUGGAACUGUUAUCGCUCCCCUUGUGGGCAGUGCAAUUGUUGCGAGCUAUCUCGGAUGGAGAUGGACCGAAUACAUAGCUGGCAUCCUGAUGUUGCUGUCUUUCACGUCAGGAGUGAUUUUUCUUGACGAAAGCUAUGCGCCCGUAUUGUUAGUGUACAAGGCCCGAAGACUCAGGAUUCAGUCUGGCAAUUGGUCGUUGCAUGCUCAACACGAGGAAUGGGAUGCAUCGCUCAAAAAAUUGGCAAGCAAAUACUUAAUCCGCCCCUUCCAGCUUCUAGCAACCCCAAUCUGCUUCUUCAUAGUGCUCUAUGCCUCUUUCGUCUACGGUCUCCUCUACCUGAGUCUCGCCUUGUUCCCUAAAUUCUACACCAAACGGUACCGGGCAAACAACGCCCCCGCUGUUUCCAUGGGCCUCGGCUUCUUCACCAUUUUCCAAGCCGCGUUAAACUACCUGAUCGACACCUUCCAGGAAUACGCGGCGAGUGCGGUCGCGGUGAACACGUUCCUUCGGAGCGUCUUCGCUGGUGGUUUCCCGCUUUUCACGAAUGCCAUGUUUUAUAACUUGGGUGUCCCAUGGGCACAGAGCCUCCUGGGCUUUUUCGCAUGUGCACUGAUCCCCGUACCCUACGUCUUCUACACGUUUGGUCCACGUAUUCGGGCCCGAGGGAAGUGGUCUAGGGCGUCGGUGAACUAG